CUACUUCUAGUUUUUCGGAUGAUAUAAGUAGGUGUAACUUCUUUCUUAGAUCAUUAGGGAUUCCAAACACUAGCAUGGCAAUGACUUUCGCACAAACAAUUCUAGUUCUUGAAGAACUCGUACUUUAGAUGAUGAGCUGUAAAGUUCAAAUCUAGGUUGUUUACAUUUCGAAAGAAGAAGGGUCGUGUUCUCAUAAGCUUUACGAAAAUGGUGCGCAAGCUUUUGGGCGGCGUGUUGAAUUGGUGGGACGUUGUCGCAUUCGCGAUCCAAGUAUUUGGAGAGCUUCAAACGAUGCUCUUCCCAGAAGAUUACUUGGUGCAGGUCUUCGGACCGGGAAUACUCGAGUCUUAUCCUGAGGCGGUUUGGCUUGCACGAAAUGCAGCACUAGGAACAUUCUUCUACACCUGCGGGGUCUUCUGGUUUAUUGGGUACUACUAGUUUUAGUAAGUUGUUCUUCUAUUUUUUUCCGGACAUGAUGAUCAUUCAAGGGUUGUAGUUUUUUUAAAGAUAAUCAUGAAGUGAAAAUGACCGUCUUUGUGGAUGAUAAUCCAAGUCUCGUCUCGAAAACCAGAAAUCUUACUAUGUAUAGUUUCUAUUUCCAGGUACUCCGCAUUCGCUCCGAUGUUUUCCGUCAAGCAUGCUUUCGAUACGAUGCAUUGUCUGACAAAUUGCGGGCUACUCGCAUUCCACGCAGCGUCUUGGCCUCUAUUCAAAACAGCGGUCCGACAGCAGGAGUGGUACCACUUGACCCUUUGAAGAGUUCUCUUCUACUAGAUCCGAUUAGUAAGUUCAUCUUCUUCGUAGUAGGAUGUGAGUUUGAAGAUUUGGAAUUUGAGUAGUAGAUCCAGUUUCUGAUUUUUUUUUUCAACUCUAGCUACCCGAAGUUUCCCUUACUGACAGGAUGAUAACAAUGGGGGUGCAUUUGUUUCUCGCCAUCGGAUAUGCGGUAAACGCUAGAGUGCACAGAGUGGAAGGUGACCUGAAAGUGACGUAUUCGAACCGGGCGCAAACCGUUCAGCGCGGAAGAAGUAAGAGCGUAAUGAAGAAAAAGACGAAGUAGCUAGCCGCUGCCUAUGCGUUUCUUAAAGGAGUUUUCUGGUAGUUGUGGCACUCCGAUAAUCGGAGCGGUAGCAACAGCUCCUGCUGCAGUAAGCGUUCUUGAAAUUUCAAUCUCUUGAAUUAUUACUUAGGGUGCAGGUCCCGCGACGCUCAAAGAACACAGAGUAAAUUAGCCGGCUAAUUUCCCUCGAUAGUUCGGAGGUCGUUCGUAGCCCUAUUCGCUUAUAUAGUUUUUGCGUGUUGUAAAAAAGAGACUUCUUGCUGUGUUAAAAGUUGAGAGAAGAUUAGUGUGGGGUUUGCUUAGCAGUUGUCCGUAUGCAGUGAUUACUUCGAUCUUCUUGUUAGAGAGUGGAGGUACUAGAGAAGUAUAGAGGUAAGAGUGUGAGCACAAUCUUUCGCAAACUUAGGGACUUACUAGUUGUAAUCAGAACCGCAUGGCCACCCAGAAAUGAAUACUAUGAUUGCUACAACAAGAUUGCAUAGAAAUAUAGGUGGCCUUUCAACGUACGUAGUUGUAGCCUUACGCACAUGAUUUCGCUUAUGCGGUAUGCAUCAGUGAGGUGAAAAUGAGCUCCAGAUCAAUCGCGAAGCGUUUAAGUAGAUGAAACGAACCUACGUACACGUAGGGUCUGAGACUUCAUGUGUCCACUUCUCUGAAUGUUGGCAUGAUAAAAUCAAAAAGUGCGAGCAGCUUCGAAGGAUAAAUGAAAAUCCAUAGUGGUUUGAGCUUUGGUUAUUGUGAUACGGCUGUUCCUGGAGUAUAUGGUCGUGUUCUGUCAGGCCUCAGAAUUGAAAACCCUGACGAUCUAUCAUUCGCGGGAAGUGUAAGUACCUGGAUUAGAGUUGAUAAACUU
Molecule: messenger RNA, 1913 nt
Organism: Amoebophrya sp. A25
Lineage: Eukaryota; Dinophyceae; Syndiniales; Amoebophryaceae
Source: the annotation of a GenBank genome assembly